AUGCUUGUUUUUGUGCAUUACACGGAGAUACCUUCAGGAUAUCUGGUCUGGGUGCGUCCGCUGGACUUUGAAAGCAAAGGCGAGUUCCUGCAAGAUGAUCCUGGGUUUGACUUGCUCUGUUCUCUCCCUCAGGCUGGCAGCGAUGGCGAAAGCAUCGGAAACUGCCCUUUUUCACAGAGGCUGUUCAUGAUUCUUUGGCUGAAGGGAGUGGUGUUCAGCGUCACGACAGUUGACCUGAAGAGAAAACCAGCAGACCUUCAAAAUUUGGCUCCAGGCACUCAUCCGCCCUUCAUCACCUACAACGGUGAAGUGAGAACAGACGUGAAUAAGAUUGAAGAGUUCCUGGAAGAUGUUUUGGCUCCACCCAAGUACCUGAAGCUUUCACCAAAGCAUCCAGAAUCAAACACUGCUGGGAUGGAUAUAUUUGCCAAAUUUUCUGCAUUUAUCAAAAAUUCUAGACCAGAAGCUAAUGAAGCCUUAGAACGUGGCCUCUUGAAAACCCUCCAGAAACUGGAUGAGUAUCUGAACUCUCCUCUUCCCGAUGAAAUAGAUGAAAAUAGCAUGGAGGAUAUUACAGUUUCUACCCGCAAGUUUCUGGAUGGCAAUGAGAUGACAUUAGCAGACUGCAACCUGCUCCCCAAACUACACAUUGUCAAGGUGGUGGCCAAAAAAUACCGCAACUUUGAGAUUCCCAAGGAAAUGACAGGGAUUUGGAGAUACCUGACGAAUGCUUACAGCAGAGAUGAAUUCACCAACACCUGUCCUGGAGACAAAGAAAUCGAAAUAGCGUACAGUGAUGUAGCCAAGAGACUCACUAAGUAACCAGCCACCUGCAAAAGAGAUGACUUCUUGCAUAUUCCAUAACAAUGCUUCUAACAGACUGCUCUUUUCAUAUAAGAUAGCAAUUUUUUUUGCAUGAACUUGCAGUUAUUCAAAGUUAUGGUGGAUAGACCAGGUACAGUAAUUACCUAAAGUUUGCAGACUUAAUUAUAGGCUUGUUUUUCCUUACCUCCUUUCACAGCAAGUUUUGAAUAUCAUUAAUGCAGUUAUGUUAAUGUUGCACUGGGGUAACUCUGGAUUCUUCAGUGUGAAGAGUUAUCUUGCCCCUACUGCUUUUCUUUGCAGAUGUUUGGUCCCUGUCUACGAAUUGGUUUAGGAUCCUGUCUCGCUAUAUGGUACAAGGAAUAUUUAUGUAUUUUGGAAUUUACUGCUUUUCCAGAAGGUCUAUACACAAUUGUAUCUGUGACACACUGAACUGUACCUGCUCGUCUAUCCUAUUUAAGUAUAGAAGGGAACUUAUUAUCCAAAAGAGCCAUUUGCAGAAUUUUUGGCAAUGUUUUCUAAAAUAUUUUCUCUUGGAUUUGGAAUCACGAUAAUGGUUGGGAAUGGACUCAAAUGUGAAACUGGGGUUUGAAUGAGCUCAGACAUCAGGGAAGUCUGAAUCCAGGCUGGAGUGCUGUAGCAGGAAGCUCAGAGUUAGUAUUUAGUUGUGUCUUCAAGAGCUUGAUGAGAUUAAAAAAACAACACUUUUUUUUUUUUUUAAAUUGGCAACCUACAUUUGUCCCAAAUUCCGAGUUGCAGCGAAGGAAUAAUUGUCAGGAUGCCCUUUAACAUCACGAAACCAGAAGAACUGGAUGCUUGCCAUCCGUUCACCUUAAAAAUUGCAAGUGGCUUUUUUUUUGGUAGUUAGGAGCCUUUGUUUUUGUAUGAGGUCUUUCUGGUGAUAUUUACUUACAAAAAUCUGUGCUGUCAUAAACAAAGUAUCUGUAAACAUUAGUGUCCUGGUUGAUAAAUAGCUACUGUACACGGUGAAUAGCAGUGCAAUGAUUAGAGAUACAAGACCCAACGCCGAGAGCUGUUCAAGUGGGAGUCUUUCUGGGAACUUUUUAAAGCUAAAGUGACCUUUAAAGAUAACGUUUGCCUUAAAUUAUAGUAUGCUUUUUUUUUUUUUUUCCCUGAAAGGGAAUCUGUUAAUCUCUCUUGUAAAGAAAUGGUGUGUGAAGUCCAGUCCUUCACGUGGAAUUUAUCCCAAUUGCUUGUCUGUGCACCUGGGCUGCAGUUUUGUGUAAUCGUAAUCAUUGCACUACUAUACAGAGUCUUUUUACAGCAACACUGAGGAAUAGCACUACAAUUUUUUUAAAAGCAAUUUUCAAAUGUUUCUAAGCCAGGGAAUAGUUUUCUUGUUUAAAAUUAAUGAUUUUGAUGCAUGGAAUAAACUGAUAGGUUAUUUUUAAAAGACCAUCAUAAACAACUCCAAAGAACGCUAGACUUAUAUGCCUAUUUUUUUGUAAAGAUACUUUUAUAUUUAACUGAUUUUAGAAGCUGGAAAGUGCUAUUCCCGGUAGGUUGUUCUUGGAAUAUUUAACAUUCUGUAAUAACAUGGAAAUGCUCACAUAAACACUUUUAUACACUAAUUUUUUUUUUGGUAAGCACUGGCUUUAUGAAAACCAGCCUGACUUUUCUAAGCGUCCUGCUUUUGCUACUUUAUAUACCCGUGAAUUUAGUUUUGACAUAGAAGAGGUAGAUACAAGAUCCAUAUUUGUAUACAUGGCUUGUGGUGCCUUGUCUUGCCUUCCUAGAGCUAGAAUUCCAAUAUAAAGGCAGUUAGCAAUCCUGUUACACGUCUUUCGGAGACAACCACAGUUACACUUAAACCCUAUCAUGAUUUUUUUUUUUUUUUACAGGGGUGUUUAGGCACAGAAAGAAAAUUCUGCAGAGCGACCUGGUUAGGAAAAACAUAACUGUAGCCUUUUAUUAAUUACUGUAUUCUAAUGUCACGUUCUCAUCCUGAAUAAAGUUUCUCAGCCGUAAUAA
Molecule: messenger RNA, 2814 nt
Organism: Calidris pugnax (ruff)
Lineage: Eukaryota; Metazoa; Chordata; Aves; Charadriiformes; Scolopacidae
Gene: CLIC4
Product: chloride intracellular channel 4
Exons: 6
Coding region: 1-822 (273 amino acids)
Source: RefSeq, a predicted model, not a curated record